UGGAGAUUUUCUUCUGUUUUGUUUUUUCCUUUGACGGGUUUGGGAAGUCUAAGCUCUCUGUUCUAUAUGGGGUUGAGUUUUAGAAUCUUGGAAGUGGUGGUGGGUUUAGAACAGCAGAAGGUUAUUUAUUUUGUUCAGAACUUCUGAGUUUUCACUCAUUGUCUCAUUUUUUUCAGUUUUGGUCCGGGUUUUUGAGCGGGGAAAUUGGAGGACUUGGCCUAAAGUGGGUGUUUGAUCACUGGCGUUUUUUCUCAGGGGUGUCGUUUCAAACUGGGAUUGGUGGUUUUUGUGGUGGGUCUUCAUUCCCCUCUUGUAAUGGUUUUGGGGCGAAGGUUUCGGGGGUUGUUCAAAUUUGAAUUGUUGAAGGUGCUAAUUUGAUGACUUUUCGAUGCCCUUGAAGUUAGUUUUCGGUCUGUUGGGACAUUUUGUGGGUUUGUACUGAAUCUCCUUGGAGAUUAAGGUGGUUUUGGCCUGAGAUUAGUGGUUUUUACAAGUAGAUUUUCAGAAUUCGGCAGUGUUUGUGGUGAGAACGCAAGUAUCUGUUUUCCCUUCUAAAGAAGAAGUGAGAUUUUUGGUCGUUUUCCCAAAUUUGAGAGACUGAUUUCGGGAUUUUGGAACUUUCGGUGAUUUUAGCUGAUGUGUUUAUAAGUGGCUUUGUCUCUUUUGAUGUCUUUUUGUUCUUCUGUAAUUUCGUUGGGGCAGUUCAGGGUGGUUGAGUUUUUCUGACUAAAAAUCCUGAAAUGUACUUGGGUUGGUUGUCAGCGUACAGGGAAUGAUUAAGCGACGGGGUCUUAGGAUGGGUUUAAGCUUUUCUGGAGUGAUUCUGAGCAAGUCUUCCUGCACUCUGUUCUGAACCAAGGAUAGCUCAGGUUCUUUACUCUCUGGAUGCGGUUUUCUGCUUCAGCAUUCUAAAAUUGGAGGGUUUAUUUAAAGGUAUUUAAGAGUUGCAGAAGUUUUUGUUACACUUGAAACAACCUCUGUUCGAAGCCCAUCUUUUACUUUAUAUUUCUUCCCAUUUUCCUUUUCCUGAAAUGGCCUGUAUGAAGCUGGGUUCCAAAACCGAUGCAUUCCAACGGCAAGGGCAAGCCUGGUUCUGUACGACUGGACUUCCCAGUGAUGUUGUUGUUGAAGUUGAAGAUAUGUCUUUCCUUCUCCACAAGUUCCCAUUACUUUCUCGGAGUGGGGUUUUGGAAAGGUUGAUUGCAGAAAAGUCAGAUGAAGGAGAAGAGGGUUGUAUCAUAAACCUCCCUGAAAUUCCUAGUGGGGCCAAAACAUUUGAACUUGUUGCUAAGUUCUGUUAUGGGGUGAAGCUUGAACUUACUGCCUCAAAUGUUGUGUACCUCCGGUGUGCUGCUGAACAUCUUGAGAUGACUGAGGAAUAUGGAGAGGGAAAUCUUAUUGCACAGACAGAGGUCUUCCUCAAUCAAGUUGUCCUUCAUAACUGGAAAGACUCUGUGAAGGCUCUCAAAACUUGCGAGGAUGUCCUACCCCAAGCCGAAGAUCUCCACAUUGUUAAGAGGUGCAUUGAGUCAUUGGCUGUGAAGGCAUGCAUUGACCCUAGUCUGUUUGGUUGGCCCAUGAUGGAGCAUGGUGGGCCCAUGCAGAGCCCUGGUGGGAGUGUCUUAUGGAAUGGGAUAAGCACAGGAGCCAGGCCAAGAAAAUCAAGUUUAGACUGGUGGUAUGAGGAUGUAUCGACUUUAAGUCUACCUCUCUAUAAAAGGCUUAUCUCAGCCAUGGAAUCUCGAGGCAUCAGACAGGAGACUAUUGCUGGGGCCCUGACAUUCUAUGCAAAAAGGUUACUUCCAGGGCUGAACAGGCGUCAAGGUGUCAGUGAGUCCAGUGCAUGUCUUGCACCUAUUCCUUUGGGGUCCCCUCCAUCUGAAGAGGACCAAAAGGUUCUACUUGAAGAGAUUGAUAGAUUACUGCCAAUGAAAAAUGGGCUAACAUCAACAAAGUUCCUAUUUGGCUUGCUUCGUACUGCUAUGAUCCUUCGUGCAAGCCCAUCUUGCAUAUCCAACUUGGAGAAGAGGAUUGGGAUGCAGUUGGAUCAAGCUACCUUAGAAGACCUCUUGAUGCCCAACUUCUCUUAUUCCAUGGAAACACUCUACAAUGUUGAGUGUGUACAGCGUAUUCUUGAGCACUUCUUGGCCAUGGAUCAGGCAGCAGAUGGGGCCUCCCCUUGUUCAGAUGAUGAGGGCCAGUUGAUGGGUUCACCUUCUUUGACACCAAUAACCAUGGUGGCCAGGCUGAUUGAUGGAUACCUUGCAGAGGUUGCCCCUGAUAUUAAUUUAAAGGCCUCCAAAUUUCAGUCACUGGCUGCAGCAGUUCCAGAGUAUGCAAGGCCAUUAGAUGAUGGCCUUUAUCGUGCAAUUGACAUAUAUCUCAAGGCACACCCAUGGCUCACAGAUUCCGAAAGGGAACAGCUGUGCAGGUUGAUGGAUUGCCAGAAGCUCUCCUUAGAAGCUUGCACCCAUGCUGCGCAGAAUGAGAGGCUACCCCUCAGAGUUGUAGUUCAAGUCCUCUUCUUUGAGCAACUCCAGCUCAGGACUUCGAUUGCAGGUUGUUUCCUCGUCUCUGACAACCUUGAUGGAUCAAGACAGUUGCGGAGUGGAUUAACAGGGUCAAAUGAAGGAGGUUGGGCAACGGCCGUGAGGGAGAACCAGGUGUUGAAGGUGGGAAUGGAUAACAUGAGGACGAGAGUAUCUGAGCUUGAGAAAGAGUGUUCAAGCAUGAAGCAGGAGAUUGAGAAGCUUGGCCGGGUGAAGACUUCUAGCACGUGGGGCAAUGUGUCAAAGAAAUUUGGGUUCAAGAUCAAAUCACAAAUGUGCAGCGCUCAAGAGGGUUCUGUGAGUAACCAGAGUAAAGGUGGAAAUGCAAAGGUUGAGAAGGUGAAGGACAAGCAUGCGAAACAUAAUAAAAUGUUAUCUGUUGACGAGUAGUCUCUUCACUCUUGUCUUUUUUUUUUUUACUAUUUUGCUGCUUUCUUUGUUUGUUAGAUUCAUCCCGUUCAUUUCAUUGGUUGUUUGUACGAUUUCUAUUAAUCCAAAAUCCAAACUGUGAAUUUCCAUCCCUGUCCGCA
This is a messenger RNA of Nelumbo nucifera (sacred lotus), 3079 nucleotides long. RefSeq names its product BTB/POZ domain-containing protein At1g30440-like. Lineage: Eukaryota; Viridiplantae; Streptophyta; Magnoliopsida; Proteales; Nelumbonaceae. Gene Ontology annotation, molecular function: protein binding. The record is from RefSeq and is a predicted model, not a curated record.